CUGACAUAUGAAAAAUAUGUCUUGUUGAGUCUGAGAGAAACUUAAACAGGAUGACUUUUUAUUUCAAGCCUCCAAGAGGGAAUAUUCCACUACAUAAACUUCAAGAAUGUGUAGAAGAGAGGAUCAGUUACUUAGAUUUUGUCAGGGAAUCGACUGACAUUUCAGAAUGCCAUGAUCAUUUCAAAUUUGAGUACCUCAUUGAUGGGUCUGCUCUUGACAGGACAGGACAUUUCAUGCUGAGACUAGUUGCAUUAAAAUUGAAAAGUUUAGAGGAAUUUCUGUUAGAAUCGGAGCCUAUUCUCUUCACCAAGAGGUUGCGUUUUCUUAAGCACAAUCAGAUUGAUAAAGAGCUCAGGAUAGCUCGACGCCACGUUAAGGAGAUUUUAUUUCAUUGUCAACCACUUCCUAAGUACCAAGUUUUUCUGAAACAUUUUGUGCAAUUGUGUGAAGACAUGAUCGAAAGCAAAGCUAUAAGUCACACUUUCACUGAUGAGCAUGACUUAAGCUGUCAAGACCACUGUGUUCUAGUUCCUUUCACACUAUGCCUCCCAUUAAUUGUUCGAAGGGAUGUUGAUUUGACUGCAGGCAAAGUGAUAGUACCAUGUGGAAAGUGGUCCCAGUUGCUCGGAUGUUUGUUUGGUGAACAUUUAAAACAUGGAAUGCAGCAGCUGCUGGCGUCUAACUCUUAUACGUCCAUGUGGGAUGACGAUCGAGUAAGAUACCUGUUUCGGGUCCUAAAACUAAAAUUUAACCAAAAUGCUCCAAGCAAUGCAAUGUCCAAGUAUUCCACCUUGAGAGCCAAUGAGGUUGACCAAACAAGCUUGCUGUUCCCUCCAUGCAUGCGAAACAUGCAUAUCACUCUCAGACAGCGUCAUCGUCUUUCCCAUUAUUCCCGCUUUUAUUACAGUUUAUUUUUAAAGGACAUUGGGAUGCCGCUAAUGGAAUCUAUUGAAUUUUGGAGCAAGGAAUAUGCUCAAUCAACCGGCAGUUGUACUUCAUGCAGUCACUCAUGGCAAAAAGAUGGCAGGAAAUAUGUUUACAGUUUACGUCAUAUGUAUGGAUUGGAGGGCUCCAGGCGGGAGUAUCAUACACCUUGUUGCCAACAAGUGCAAAAUAUGUCAUCUAGUCCACUAUCUGAUGGAGGAUGCCCUUUCCUUAGCUUUGAUGAUAAAAAGCUCUUGAACUGUCUUCACAAUCAGAUCAAAUUUGAUGUUCUCUCAACCGUUGGAAAUGAUAAGAGUGCAAAAGAAAAAUGUCACAUAUAUUUAGACGCACUGAAAAGUUUUUACGCUGAAAAAGUUAGUUCUACUGAAGGUAAUAAGGAAAUAAUUGCAUCAAACCAAAACUCAACACCUGCAUUAUCGCCUUCACAAUUUUAUUUCACUGUAAAGAAGACUUGACAAUAGUAAUUUGUUCAAAAUUA
Thrips palmi is the source of this 1423-nucleotide messenger RNA. Its product is annotated as DNA primase large subunit-like. Gene Ontology annotation, biological process: DNA replication, synthesis of primer. The transcript has 5 exons. Lineage: Eukaryota; Metazoa; Arthropoda; Insecta; Thysanoptera; Thripidae. The coding region runs from base 51 to 1400 and encodes 449 amino acids. The record is from RefSeq and is a predicted model, not a curated record. Gene Ontology annotation, cellular component: alpha DNA polymerase:primase complex.